Armigeres subalbatus is the source of this 204-nucleotide messenger RNA. Its product is annotated as capping protein inhibiting regulator of actin dynamics-like. The annotation marks the transcript as partial. The record is from RefSeq and is a predicted model, not a curated record. The transcript has 3 exons. NCBI's taxonomy places the organism in Eukaryota, Metazoa, Arthropoda, Insecta, Diptera, Culicidae.
AAAAAAGAAGAAGGAGGAAGGAAGAAGGAAGAUAGAAGGUGGAGGAAGGAAGAAGAAAGAAAGAAGAUGGCUGAAGAGAGGAGAAGGAAGGAUGAAGAGAGGAGAAGGAAGGAUGAAGAGAGGAGAAGGAAGAGGGAAAAAAUCUCUGCUCACUUUUGUCUUUCCACUUUUCACUUCUCACUUCUCUUUCCCUACUUCUCAUAA